Messenger RNA from Amphimedon queenslandica, 2499 nucleotides. RefSeq lists its product as uncharacterized. Gene Ontology annotation, molecular function: nucleic acid binding. The transcript is spliced from 15 exons. The record is from RefSeq and is a predicted model, not a curated record. Bases 1 to 2499 code for a protein of 832 amino acids. NCBI's taxonomy places the organism in Eukaryota, Metazoa, Porifera, Demospongiae, Haplosclerida, Niphatidae.
AUGGAAUUGUUCAAGGGCUGGUUUCAUGACCAUUUUUUAAAGCAUGCUGUUAGUGCUCGCCCAUUGCUAUUACUUCUCGAUGGUCAUAGCACACAUUAUAAUCCAGAUGUCAUUCGUCUAGCAAAACAAAAUGACGUCAUCAUUAUAACCCUGGUACCUCAUACAACUCAUGAAAUGCAACCAUUGGACACAUCAGUAUUUGCUCUACUUAAGGGACACUGGCGUGAUGUUUGUCAUGAGUUUCUUCAAAGCAAUCCUGGAAAAGUUAUUUCUAAGUACCAGUUUAGUUCUUUGCUUUCAAAAGCAUGGUUCAAAUCCUUAAAUCCUACUAAUAUUAUAAAUGGAUUCAAAUAUUCAGGAAUACAUGUAUAUCCAUUUAAUCCAGAAGUAGCUUUGGAGAGAAUCUAUCCUACCAGUGGUCCCAUAUCGUCAUCUCAUACUCCUAAUAUUGUCCCUCUCUCUCAGUCAUCACUUACUCCUAAUACAGUAUCGUCAUCUCAUACUCCUAAUAUUGUCCCUCUCUCUCAGUCAUCACUUACUCCUAAUACAGUAUCGUCAUCUCAUACUCCUAAUAUUGUCCCUCUCUCUCAGUCAUCACUUACUCCUAAUACAGUAUCGUCAUCUCAUACUCCUAAUAUUGUCCCUCUUUCUCAGUCAUCACUUACUCCUAAUACAGUAUCGUCAUCUCAUACUCCUAAUAAUGUCCCUCUCUCUCAGUCAUCACUUACUCCUAAUACAGUAUCGUCAUCUCAUACUCCUAAUAAUGUCCCUCUCUCUCAGUCAUCAUUUACUCCUAAUACAGUAUCGUCAUCUCAUAAUCCUAAGUCAUGUCUCACUCUUAAUACACCGUCAUCUCAUACAUGUACUUCUAAUAGUGUCACUGUGCCACCAUCAUCAAAUGUAUGUACUCCUAGUAAUACAUGUAUGUCAUCUCCUACUCCUAAUACAUCACCUACAUGUAAUAUUAUCCCUACAUCACAAUCUCCUCACACUCCUACAUCACAAACUUCUACUAGAAAGUCAAAUUCCAGUAAAAGUGCUACAGAGACUAUUUCAAAGUACUUAGUUCAACAGCUCCAGUUUGCUACACUCCCUAAAGUAGAUUAUGACAUAGGCCAGGAGAGCUUCAUAAUAGAAACGCCAUUUAUGAAAGACUUUGUUGUUAAUGCUUAUAUUGAUUCUGACUCUCCUGAAGACAUUGCACAAAAGAUAUACAGUGUCACCAAUAUACCAGUACCAUACAUGAGCUUAUAUGUAAGGAAAGAUUGUAUUUUUGAGAAACUUAACACAUUUACAGAAUUGAAUGACGAAGAUAUUAUUCGUGUUGUUUUACGCAACCCACAAGAAGUAGUGACUCCACGAUCAUCUCGUUUUGGCUGUCAUAGUUAUAAUCCUCUGGUUACUCAAACAAAUGAAGGGGUGUCCAAGUUUUUUUCAAUUUUAAAAUUUUUGUGUUCAGUGCAGAUAUACAAUAAGACAUAUAAAUUUGAAAAGCUCCUAUUCUAUAUUUUGAAAAUAACAGAGUUCCCCCCAUUAGUGCAUGCUCUUUAUACAUUAAAAGAACAAUCAUUUCUCACAAUAGCAGGAUGGACUGCACUUAUUGAGGGCUGCUAUUUUCUUUUUAAAGCCAUUUUAAAUGAUCAAAUACAUGUACCCAAUGAUAAAGUUUUCGAGUAUGCUGAUUACACUUGGGGAUUGCUAAUUUGUUUGUCUAAAGAAAUAAGUGAAGCUGAUGGUAUUGAAUUCAAUCAAGUGUCACUUGUGUGUCCAUUAUCAGAAAAGAGAAUACAAACACCGGUUCGUGUACUCAAUAACCCUGACCUUGGACCUUAUGAUAAAAUGAACAUACUUUCAGCACCACAAAGUUUGUCUAAAAAUGGAAUACUGGAAGUGAGUGCUGAUAAUCUCACAGAAGAUGAAGAUACAGUUCGCUACCUCAUGUAUUACCCUUGGGAAAGCGAUGACAAAAUAUUUACAUGGGAAAAACCACCAGAGCCAAAUUUUCCUCAGAUAUGCAAGAAAGUAUGUGUGCAGUAUAAUUUGGAUGUAAUUACUGAUUCUCUGUCUGAAUUGUGUAUUGUUCAUCCUCACGGUCUGUUUGCUGGGAAUGAAUGUUUGACAUAUAUAUAUAGAGGUCAACUGGUGUAUUUUCUUGGUGCUGCAAAAGGUACAGAUGAGAGGCGUAGAUUAUAUAGCCCUGUUUCAAGCAAUGAAGAGUACAUUUUAUCGCUUUCUAAGGCUGAAUUACUGAAUAUUGGACAUCAGCAGCUAAAACAAUUUGUAUCACAUGAUUUAACAGCAAAUGUACAGGAUGGUAUACAUAAUCCACAAAAGCUAAAUGCUACCCGGUUAUCAGCUAUUAUAGAACCGCAGGAAAGCGUUCAAUGGGAGCCAGAAGAAGUUAUUGUUGUUUUACUUGAUCACAGUGGUUCAAUGGAGAGUGCAGUAUAUCCUGAGUAUGUCAACUUUAAUUGUAUUAACUUAAUUGAUUUCAAAUAA